Molecule: messenger RNA, 4602 nt
Organism: Botrytis porri
Lineage: Eukaryota; Fungi; Ascomycota; Leotiomycetes; Helotiales; Sclerotiniaceae
Exons: 2
Coding region: 1-4602 (1533 amino acids)
Source: RefSeq, a predicted model, not a curated record
AUGUCACGAGUAAAGAGGCAAGAAAACCCCAAUAAUGGAGAAUUGGUGUUGAUCGGAACCGCAAAAGUCGGUGUCUUCUGCUCUAAAGCUGAAGGGAGCGAAAAAGUGAGCCGAGGAAUCGUGGAAGGAUUGAAACGAACAUAUCGCGAACAAAAUUAUAAAGAGUACGAUAGCUCCAGUUACAUUCCAGUUCUAUUAAACGAAACAGAAUUGAAGACGAUUUCAGAAUCUGGCAGCAAAGAUUUCCAGCAGCUCAACAAUUUAACGAUUCAUGCAAGAUACUCCGAUGGUGAAGUGUAUUGUAACGUCAGAAACAGCCAGAAAUUGAAUGACGAGAAAGGGAUCGCGGACUGGAAAGAAAAGCUAACCCAUUGCAAGAGAAUCAGUUUGGACCAAUUGCUUAAACGUGAAGAUAUCACGGAACUACUCGACCACCUUCUGUCAAUACCUGGUCUCUGGGAAGGUUUGGAGUUGGGAAAUAUUCAGAAGAAUUUAGCCUUACGCUGUGAUGAGGAAAUUGCGAGAUAUUUAGAACAUAUUCUGUCGGUCUGGGAGAAAUUAACUCUGAGUGAUGGAACGAUUCAAAGGGCGGCAGAUGUGAAGACAGUCCGACUCUUGCAACUUCGGGUCCCUUCUUUGAGUCGCAGUGACAGGGAAUUUAUCAAAUCCGAAAUGGCAUCCGGCAAACUGUUUCCCAAUAUAUUUGACCCCAAAGCAAGGAAAGAUAUAUUAGAGGCCAUACUGAAGGUGGACUGUUUGAUUCCAAGUCUCAAAACUAUGCAUGAGAACCUCAAAUACUUGGAAGUUGGUGCAAAAAUAUUGAAGACUCUUCUCAUCGCGAAGAGUCCACGCCUCACCAUACACAGUGCCCUACGUUCGGCCUGGACCUAUAAUAGUGAGGUGCUUGUUGAUAAUAAGGAUAAAAAAGCAUGCCUCAAAACAACCCAUUCGGAUGAAUCCGCAUGGGACAUUAUUUACAAGCAAGUUUGGAUUUCUGCACUGAGAAAUUUCUCUGAGUUAGGAGGACGCGCGCCCAGAAAGGAAAAUAGACUACCACCAUACCAGCCCACAGUGGACCCGGUACUACAAUAUGAAUUUGUAAAGUUUGCCAAGGACUCGGGGAUCAAUACAAGGAAGAUUGAGAGUAGACUACAGAGCGAUCCUAGACACAAAACAUUGCUGGCAUCGAUCGGCAAAUUAUACCCCUUUCAUACGCAGGACAAAAUUGAAAGCGUAACCGCUAGCUUUGUGAAAGAUCUACCAAUCAUCAACUCGAAUGGUUUCUUCUCAACUAAAACUGAAGAGCCUUGCAACAGGGUUGAUUUAUCAUCACCAAUAGACUUGAGUCGUCGAUGGGGUGUUCCUUUUGAAAAACAUUAUGCCGCGGGGAAGGAAGAUUUCUUCCUUCACAAUCUUUCGAAGACAUCAUGCGCAAAAGAAGAUAUGCCUAACCAUUCGUUCAUUUUAAGUGAUUUCAUCUCCUCAUUCUUUGGAAGAACACCUCAUUUUGAAGCAGGUCAGAUGCUGAACUCUAACAAGCAGGCAACUUACGAUUCAAAGGCUCAAAUUAAUACCGUCAAAAGCUCGUCUUUCUCUUCGAUUCAUAAAAAUGAUGAUCGUACAUCUCUUUCCGUCGCCCCCGUGGAUCAAAGAAUCCUUCAAUCUACCACAUCUCCCAAGACAUCUCAAUCAAAAAAUGCAAGUCCAAAUGACGGACUGGAUGUAUUUGACUCCACUGUAUCUUCUGGUGGACCACAAGAUACCGUAACGGACCAAAAUCGAUUCCAAAUCGAGUUAAUGAACAAAAGUUUAAACUCAGAAAUAGACCCAAACCUCAUAUCAGCAAUAAAUAAAGAGCUACUGGGCCAUCUUGAGCAGAUCAAAGCAAGUAGUGAUAACCAACUUAGUAUCCAAGAAACCGAUAUUCAUGAGGAUGAAAGCGAUUUCAUGAGAAAAUCUUCACUUGUUCAAAUACCAAGGGCGAAUCUGCCGGAAGCAAUGGAACAGGAAAAUAUUAAAGGGAAAGGAAAGGAAAUAUUUGAUUCACAGAGUUUGGCGGUGGCCACAGAGAGAUUUCAAAGAUAUAGAUCGCCAGUCAUAUCAAUGGCAUCGGAAACAUCUUCAUCAGACAUUGAUAGUAUAACCUCCAAGCAUAGAUUAACUUCUGGUGAUAGAACCCCCAAUCUAGACAUUGGAAGCAUCACAUGGAAGCCGGAAGAGAGCCCUACUUCAAAUUUAAGAUCACCAGGACCAUCGGACGUCUUACCAGUCGCAUCAUCACUCGGAAAUGUAGUUAGCCCCAGCUAUAAUCAAUCAGCGCCCCAGUCAGACGCUCGCAAUCAAGAUAUGGAGGACAUAGCAUUGUUGACGUCGGAAAGAGCUCGGUCACCCGCAUUAUCAAUAGCUCCACCCAGUCUAUCUCCGAACCAUAAGAUAGGUUACCCAUACCAACCACUGGAGAAGAGAUCCGGUCAGCAAACCGUUAUCAUGCAACCAAGACUACAAGGUUCCCCUCUAGCAAAGGAACACGAUCAUGCCGCCAAUUUUUCCAGGCAGAAAACAAGCUCGGCAGUUUCUCAUACUGCCAAAAUUGAACAGAAAGCCAUCACCUAUGAUGAAUGGAGGCCUGAAACUCCACAGCGAUCACCAAUAGUGUCAAUGAUAGGCACUGAACCAAUUUUGUGGCAAGACAAUAUAGUUUCCAAGAGGCUCGCUACGAUGCAGCCAGCAGUGUCUACGACAGGAGAAGGGAUCACCAUCGGCCCUCAAAACAUGAAAAAUCUUACACAAGAUCCAAGCAAUAGAUCUGAGCCUUUGGCUUUGCGAUCUCCUGUGCAGCUAGUUAAUUAUACAACACAACAAUACGAAGGCCUUAUAGAGUUUGCCAAUUCGAACACAUCAGAGACAAGCCUUUUAGCUAAGCCCCAAGAAGACGACCAGGCGAUGGACUUUGAACCAACAAAUAGCCUAGUUUUAUCAUCACGGUCAAAUCGAGUACCUAACAUGACUGAUGAAGAUGAGAACAUGGAAGAUAUAUCAUCAGUUGGUUUGGAAAUGGAACUUCCCAAAGAACCAAGGAGAUCAAUUCCAAUAGCUGCAACAGUCAGUGAGGCAGAGGAUGAACCUAUGGAGGACCCAAAACCAGGUAAUCUGUCUGUCACUGUUGAAGAAGAGGCGAUAGUACAAGAAACAUCAACAGUUCUUUUGGCAAUAGAACUUCCAAAAGAACCUAGAAGAUCAAUGCCUAUCCCUCUCCCUCCAGAAAUGACACCAACUGCAAUCGUCGACGCGAAAAAUAACAAUUCAGAUGAGAAUACUUCAGAACGGACAGGAGACAAAAUUGCGAAUAAGGCUUUGUUGACUCCAGCAAUAUCACUCCCAGUUAACAAAAGGGCGCUGGCUAUUUUGGAUGCCCCAGUUCAAGGAGUCGCCGAGGAUGUAGAAGACAGCCCAGUCUCAGGUUUUUCAAACAACAGCUCAAUCCCUUCUCAAUUGUGGAUCAAAAUAAAUGAGUUUAAUGGAAUGAGAAGUCAGCUACGGACUUUCGAGACGAUGACGGACGUUGAGCUUUAUCUUAAUAGGCGUCAUGAUUGGGCAUUAUUGAUUGACACCCCUAAUUCUAGAGGCUGGAAAACCAUAUCCGCUAAGCAUUUUCUCAAACAUAUCAAAACAAGAAGCACUGCUCGUGAUACGUACUAUUGUUUCCAACGUCGACAUUACGAAAAGAUAAAAAGCCGAUCAAGAGGUAAAGGGUUCAAGCAUUCAGGAAGAACAGAGUCUAGCAAGGAAAAAUCUGAAAAGAUGAAGACAGAGAGAGAGGUCUUUCUGGAUAGAAGAAAGGAUUCAUACAAGAUCAUUAGAAAGAAAGAGCAGCCAGUAAGGUGGGCGAAAACAAGUCAGUCAUCAAGAGUUCAAAUACAGUCUGAGGAAAACAAGGAUCCUGAGCAAUCAGAAGAUGUGAAUUCCCUAGAAGAAAAAAAUAAGCAGGAAGAAAAAGAAAAGAUGCAUUCAGAAGAAAGGAAACAAGAUGAAAUUAUCUCUGCACAUAUAGUAGGAGAAUUGGGACAAACGGAAAAUGCAGAACCGGCCUUCAUAAACUCAAAGGGAAAAGAGUGUUCAGAGCCACUAGAAAUAAGUUCAAUUAGCUCUGAAGAGUUAUUGAAGACAGUUUACACACUGGCAGAAAAAAAGCAAUCAAAUGAAAAAGAGACGCCAGACGACGUAAAACCAACUGUUAUCCGAUCUGACGGAUUUGAUCAUUCAGAGCCAUCAGAGACGCCAGAUAUUGCCAGGAAUGGCAAGAGGAAACAUUCUCCAGCUCUCGAUCAUAUAAAAAAUGGUAUAAGAAACAGGGAACUUCCGGAAUCUAGAAUUUCGAAGAUGAGGAGACUUUCAGAAGAUCACGAUACAAAGAAAAGGAGACCUCGAACACCUGGCGUAAGGGAGCCUGCAACACAACCUAGGAUAAUAAAGCCUCGUCCUAGUCCUAUUUUUCUAAAGAGAACAACUACAAAUGAAAGAUCACAAGAACUGGUGAGCAUAAAUGAAAUAGAGAGUGGAGGACCUCGAGGGUCACCAGAGCUAUUUCCGGUCGAAGAUUGA